GUCGCGUCAUAAUUACCCUGGCAUUUCAACAAAGGAGCUCGAAGAGAUACUAUGGCUGACGAUGAAACCGUAAGCGUAUCUCUGCGAAGCACCAAACCCUAACUCUCCAGUUCUCUGUCCCUGCGUCGAUCCUCCGCUAUAGAAAGCUUUAUCUGAUCCGUUCGGCUUUCUAUCCGAUACAUCAAGGAUCUCUUUCUGUUAGUGAUCGUGUAAUUCAUGUACGAAUAACCAAAGCCGGUGGAAGAAAACCCUAGCCCUUUUUGAUAGUCUGAAACCAUCGAAGAGUCGGAGCUUCUUGCCGUGCUUGUUUACAGGCAGUGACGAUGUCUACUCCUGCAAGGAAGAGAUUGAUGAGGGAUUUCAAGAGGUUGCAACAAGAUCCUCCUGCGGGCAUCAGCGGGGCACCUCAAGAUAACAAUAUAAUGCUUUGGAAUGCUGUUAUAUUUGGACCUGAUGACACUCCUUGGGAUGGAGGUACGUUUAAGUUGACACUUCAGUUUACAGAGGACUAUCCAAAUAAGCCACCAACUGUGCGAUUUGUUUCUCGCAUGUUCCAUCCAAACAUUUAUGCCGAUGGGAGUAUUUGCUUGGAUAUUCUACAGAACCAGUGGAGUCCAAUAUAUGAUGUUGCAGCCAUACUUACAUCUAUCCAGUCGUUGCUCUGUGAUCCAAACCCAAACUCACCUGCAAACUCAGAAGCGGCACGGAUGUUUAGCGAGAACAAGCGCGAGUACAACAGGAGAGUACGUGAAAUUGUUGAGCAGAGCUGGACGGCUGACUAAUAUUCUCCUGGUUAGGGUGCUUUGGAUGUUUUCAAAAGCUUGGGAUAUGUUGAGUAAUUGUGACACUUAUAAACCAUUGUAUUGCAAACUCCCUUUAACUUCAAUGUUAAUUGUAUGUUGGCUUCUUUUAUGAGGAUGUUAGGCCACUUUAUGUUGAUUUCUAGUAAACUUCGCACAUUGCAUGUCCUGGAAAGUUCAUGUACAUACUACAUAGCACUCCCCUGUAUUAACUUGCUUCGGUUUAUGAAUUAAAUGCAUCAAGAUGAUGAAUUGAUGAUCA
This is a messenger RNA of Nelumbo nucifera (sacred lotus), 1062 nucleotides long. RefSeq names its product ubiquitin-conjugating enzyme E2 2-like. The record is from RefSeq and is a predicted model, not a curated record. NCBI's taxonomy places the organism in Eukaryota, Viridiplantae, Streptophyta, Magnoliopsida, Proteales, Nelumbonaceae.